AGCAAGUUGCCAUCCUCCUUCGAUGGAGCUGCCCAAGAUGAAGAAGAAAUGGAUAUAAUGGAGAAAAUGAUCUUCAAAUCCAAACAACAACCUUUGGUCCCAUUGGGAUGUCUUGCUACCACUGGUGCAAUUAUUUUAGCAACAAGAUCAAUUAGACGUGGUGAACGAGUUAAUACACAGAAAUAUUUCCGUUAUAGAGUUGGGUUUCAAGCUGUAACUUUGGUUGCCUUGGUCGUUGGUGGUUGGUACUACCAAAAGGAAACUAAAGAGCAAAAGAAGACUAAAGACGAUAAGUUAAGGGAAAAGGCAAAAUUAAGAGAAUCCCUUUGGAUUGAAGAAUUAGAAAGAAGAGAUGCAAUUAUCCAAGCUCGUAAAAAAAGAUUAGAAGACUCUAAAAAAGAAUUAUUAGAAGUUGCCCAACAAGGUUUCAAUCAAGAAAGAGUGAUUGAAAAAACUGAUGAGCUUCAAGAAAAUCAAGCAGAUUUGAAGAAACGUAAUAAAGAACUUGAAGAUCAAAUUAAAAAGAGAGAACAAGAACUAGAAAAUUCUAAAUAAUACGUUUAUUGCCCGUAACGAUCUUUUAUCAGACCAAGUACAUAAAUCAU
This is a messenger RNA of Hyphopichia burtonii NRRL Y-1933, 605 nucleotides long. RefSeq lists its product as uncharacterized. Bases 49 to 555 code for a protein of 168 amino acids. The record is from RefSeq and is a predicted model, not a curated record. NCBI's taxonomy places the organism in Eukaryota, Fungi, Ascomycota, Pichiomycetes, Serinales, Debaryomycetaceae. Gene Ontology annotation, biological process: mitochondrial respirasome assembly. The transcript is spliced from 2 exons. Gene Ontology annotation, cellular component: mitochondrion.